CGAGAGUGGGAGGAAAGGGAAGAGACCCACAGGCUUCCCCUCGGGAAAGCAGGGUCUGCAGAAGGCCUUGGUGUGGAGGGUGCUCGGCAGGGCUGAGCUCUGCGUUGCAGGACUUGCUUGUGUUCAGUGCUGUUCCUGGUUAGCCCUACGCGAUCAUGAACCCUCGGGGCCGGCUGGGCCCUGGACGCCAGCUAGGGAUGGACCGACUGGGCUGGUCUCCAGGAGGGAGCGCCUGGAGGCAGGAUCUUGUGACGUUGCCUGGGCUGGCCUCCAACUCAAGUGAUCCUCCUGCCUCAGCCUCCUGGGUAACUGGGGCCACCACUCUGCCUCAGCCUGUCCCACCUGGGGUUGACAGUGCUCCCUGCUCCUCACGUGCUGGCCAUCUGCGAAGACCUUCUCUUCCUUUCAUUUACUUUCAACCUAGGGUCUUCGUGGUUAGAUGGACUCUUUCGUGGACAGUGUGUGGUUGGAUCUUGCUUCUUCAGGAAGCCCUGCCUGAGGACCUCUGCCUCUCGAGCGCUGGCCUGCUGACACUUGGCCUGCUCCUGACUGGGCUGCAUCUGCUGCCAUCCCUGGGGGUGUCCUGCCGGGCCUUCCGCUCCUCUGUCCUGCGCUGGAGUCGGCUCCAGGUCUCCCAGCAUCCCGUGACCUCACCCGCUGACUGCUUGACUCGGGCCUCUUUGGAGUUGCUCCAGGGAGUCGCGCCGCCUGCGUGGCUCUUGGCAGGCCUGCGGGGCCACGGCUGCCUCCUGUGCAGAGGUGUGACCCUCCCCGCCGGCCAGGCUUCUGCGCCCCCUCCACCUCCAAGCAUGGCUGCCCCACAAGCCCCUCGAGAGGUGCCAGCUGCAUCUCUGGGAUGGCCCAGGCCGGCCCCUCGUGGCGCUGAGUGUGGACUCGCGGCAGGCAGAGGGCUGGGUGGGGCUGGCAGCCGGGGCGUCAGCGGGAGAGCUGGCCGUGGGCCUGGGCCUCUCGCCACGCAGGGGCUGGGCUGGAAGGACGGACGUGGGCCUGCGGCCACCUGGAGGCCACUGGGCAUCUGCUCUCUCCUUAAGGUUGAGAGAGUUCUUCAGCAGGCUCUGAACCCCCUGAGCUCGCACUGCCUCUCCCUCGGACGCAGCUGCAGCUGCUGCCCGUGGCCUCCUGUGCCUGCGCCAGGCCUGGCCAGGGGCUUGGGCAGAGUUCUCUGGCUUCCUCGCUGCCUCUGA
Molecule: messenger RNA, 1205 nt
Organism: Sciurus carolinensis (gray squirrel)
Lineage: Eukaryota; Metazoa; Chordata; Mammalia; Rodentia; Sciuridae
Exons: 2
Coding region: 156-1205 (349 amino acids)
Source: RefSeq, a predicted model, not a curated record